AUCCUUGAAAGAAACAAGCUCUAAUGAGGCAUCAAGUGCAACUUCAAGUGAAACAGUAAGCUCUGUUACCAAGACAAGCGAUGCUACCUUCCAAUCUCUUAAAUCCAAUGACGUAUUGACAAAGUUUCGAAAUUUGUGGUGGACCGAUGGGAAUAUACACCCGAGUGCAAACUGGGAUGAAGCUUCUGAUGUUGAUUGGGAGAAAUAUACAGAGCGAAAUGAUAUGUAUAAUGUGCAUGGAUGGGAAUGGAUAAAUGGAAAUGUUUAUGUGUAUGAAUUGCCCUUAUUGCCUCAUGAGAUUUGUAUUGGUGCAAUCGAAGGUCGAGUUCGUUUGGCAGAUCCACAAGAAGAGCUCAUUAGUUUAAGAUCCGCACGUACAAAAGCCGGUAAUAAAGGAAAAGAAGCAGACGGAUCUUUUAUACCUCGUCGCAAACCUAAAGUAAAUUCAAAUGGACGUGAAGGCACUAAUUCUCUUAAACCGUGGCCCAAUCUUGUAAUAGAAGUCGCCUUCUUUGAAACUGAAGCACAUUUAUUAAACGCAGUAAAAGAUUAUUGGCUCUAUCCAGGUAGAGCUCAUGAUGCAAUUGCAGUAAAAUUAGUACGAUCUGAUACAAUUAUUUCAAAAUUGAAAAUAAAAGGACAGAGUGGGGAAUUAAUACCUGUUUCGCCUCAACAACAUGUUAUUAACCUUAAAAGAAAAUGUCUCUUUCAUGGAAUGCCACCAACUUUUCAAACACCUACAUCAAUACCCGAUCCUCUUACCGUAGAUUUUUAUGAGGUCAUAUGUGCUAUGUUAGAUGUAGAUGAACUUAGGAUUUUAUAA
Funneliformis mosseae is the source of this 823-nucleotide messenger RNA. Lineage: Eukaryota; Fungi; Glomeromycota; Glomeromycetes; Glomerales; Glomeraceae. The record is from the annotation of a GenBank genome assembly.